Molecule: messenger RNA, 393 nt
Organism: Torulaspora delbrueckii
Lineage: Eukaryota; Fungi; Ascomycota; Saccharomycetes; Saccharomycetales; Saccharomycetaceae
Product: RidA family protein
Exons: 1
Coding region: 1-393 (130 amino acids)
Cellular component (GO): mitochondrion; cytosol
Molecular function (GO): deaminase activity
Source: RefSeq, a predicted model, not a curated record
AUGGCAACACAAAUUCAAUGGGAAGACGUGAACGGACCAUCUCACUCACUGCUCUCACCAGGAUAUGUCACUGCAAAGAAUAGUCAACUUUUGUUCACUUCAGGCUGUGUUGGUACCGAUAAAUCUGGAAAACUUGCUGAAGGCGUGGAAGCUCAGACUAAACUGGCUUUGGAAAAUUUGAAAGUAGUUUUGGAAGCCGGUGGCAGCAGCUUGUCCAAUGUAUUAAAGGUCCUUCUGUUUGUCGGUGAUGGGAGUUAUGCCUCAGCUGUCAAUAGCGUUUAUCAAGAGUAUUUUCCAGGCAGGCCAGGAAGAAGUUGCGUUGUUGUUGCAUUCCCAGACCCAGCAAUCAAGGUGGAAUUGGAAUGCGUAGCUGUUGUUCCAGAGAAGGACUAG